Lethenteron reissneri (Far Eastern brook lamprey) is the source of this 1864-nucleotide messenger RNA. Its product is annotated as histone H3. Gene Ontology annotation, molecular function: protein heterodimerization activity; structural constituent of chromatin; DNA binding. The record is from RefSeq and is a predicted model, not a curated record. NCBI's taxonomy places the organism in Eukaryota, Metazoa, Chordata, Hyperoartia, Petromyzontiformes, Petromyzontidae. Gene Ontology annotation, cellular component: nucleosome.
AGGCAUUUCUUGGACUUGUUUGUCCAUUGAUUUCAUCUGCAGCCCAUUCAGAUAUUACAUUGGAUAUUUGGUGCCAAAACCUUGCAAUGCAAUAUAUUUAAUUCGUGGUUGUAUUUUCGGGCAGGAACUAACAUUUUGCACGUGUACAUCUAUGUAAAAGUAAGCGCCUAGCAUGGAUGACUCGUGCAGUAUAAUUGAUGAUCAUCAUCUCAAUGCCAAGAGAAUAGAUAUCUAUCCCUGUGAUCACCUCUUUCCGACAAUUUUACGUAUUAACUUUGGAGCUUUCGUGACUGCAGGAAUUAUUCUUUGGUUCUUUCGGUAAAGUCACGUAUAUAAAGAAACAAAUUGGUGAUAUCUGUCUGCUUAUAUGUCUGUCUAUAAUUUUUUUCUGGUUAGAUUUUAUGUCGCUAUUUCAUUAUACUUGAUGAUUGCUUGUGUUGCAAUCGAAACGUCGUAUGCUAUUAUUUUUUCUUUAUACGUGACUUUACCGAAAGAAACAAAGAAUAUUUUUUACGUAUUACUGUUUCCAAUGAAGUGCAGUUUCUUCACACUUUAUUUAGAUCACGCGGAGCACUGUAAAGUUGUUUUCGGAAAGGUGUUUGCUUGAGAAAAUAACAUCCGUUAAAGACAUGGACGGCGCUCAAACGGAACUACUGCAUCGUGAUGCGGCAUUCUGCAAUGCUCCAAAGUGAGAACAUUUCGUUGAUGAAGAAGAGUUGACGACUCGAGAUCAUUGCACGCUGCCAACCAAUCAGCACGCGCCCCUUCUUCGCACGUCACGACUCCGCUGACCAGUGAGCGCGCGCUCUGGGCUACAUAAGCCGCCUUCUCCUCCCCGCCUGUGAGAAUCUUUGCCCUCACCAAGCCAUGGCUCGCACCAAGCAGACGGCUCGCAAGUCCACGGGCGGCAAGGCCCCCCGCAAGCAACUCGCCACCAAGGCGGCCCGAAAGAGCGCUCCGGCCACGGGCGGCGUCAAGAAGCCUCACCGCUACAGGCCCGGCACCGUCGCUCUGCGCGAGAUCCGCCGCUACCAGAAGUCCACCGAGCUGCUCAUCCGCAAACUGCCCUUCCAGCGCCUCGUCAGGGAGAUCGCGCAGGACUUCAAGACCGACCUGCGCUUCCAGAGCUCCGCUGUCAUGGCUCUGCAGGAGGCCAGCGAAGCGUACCUUGUCGCGCUCUUCGAGGACACCAACCUGUGCGCCAUCCACGCCAAGCGCGUCACCAUCAUGCCCAAGGACAUUCAGCUCGCCCGCCGCAUUCGUGGCGAGCGCGCUUGAACGCCCAGCUCGGCCCUCAAAGCACAACACAAAGGCUCUUUUCAGAGCCACCACUUACUCGUGAGAAAGCUUCCAUGUGUGUCCUUCAAAGUUCGGGUGCCGGAAACCUUCGUUUGCUGGUCACGGCUCUCACGAGUCGUCAGGCGUAAGCGACAAUGAAGUUCAUUUCUAUACCCCGCCGCUCAUUCUGCAACAUCACACGUUGGUGUUGUGUAUAAGCGUUGUGAAACCAUGUUUACAUAAUGUACAACAAAAGAGUUAUUUUGGUGAAAUGUAUUUUACCUCAGAGUCGCGUGGUGGGUGUGGAGGCCUAGCACCGUGCAGAGCCUCCCGCCUCGCCUGAUUUUGCCACCCGGCUGACGCUGGGUACGGGUGCCGUUUCCCCCCCCCCCCCACCGCGCUACAAUAAUACUGUGUAAUCGCUAUAAUUUAAUAAUCUACCGACCCUAUAAUAGUAAUAGCACACAUUGUGGUGGGGGGGGGGGAGUAAAGAGGACGUGAAACUUAGAUGAAUUUACCUCAGAGUCGCGUGUUAAUGCGUGCGCCUAUUUUUAACGGGAAUUAAAGAUGGCGUCCACCCCGCAAC